AUGGAAACAAAAAUAGAAAGACCUAAUGCCCCUUCACAAACUCUAAAAUUGAUUUUUUUCGGGUCAUUGUUAGGAUUAUGUUUAACUGUACAAAUCUUAACAGGCCUAUUCUUAGCUAUACACUACACAGCAGACAUUUCAAUAGUAUUCAAUAGAGUUGCUCAUAUUUGUCGAGACGUAAAUUACGGUUGAUUACUACGAACAAUGCACGCAAACGGAGCAUCCUUCUUUUUUAUUUGCAUUUCCCUUCACGUAGGUCGAGGAAUAUAUUAUGGGUCUUACUUAUAUAUUCACACCUAUAUCGUAGGUCUAUUACUUCUUUUCCUAGUAAUAGGAACAGCAUUUAUAGGAUAUGUUCUGCCAUGGGGACAAAUAUCAUUUGGAGGAGCCACAGUAAUUACAAACUUAUUAUCAGCCAUCCCCUAUUUAGGAACAAUACUUAUUCAAUGAGUAUGAGGUGGGCUCGCUGUUGACAAUGCAACCCUUAGUCGAUUUUUUACUUUUCACUUUAUUCUACCAUUUAUUGUAGCAGCAAUAACAAUAAUCCACCUACUAUUUUUACACCAAACAGGGUCAAAUAAUCCGCUUGGUGUAAAUUCUAAUGUAGAUAAGAUCCCUUUUUCAUUCAAGGAUAUCGUAGGAUUUAUUAUUAUAUUAGCCGCCCUAACUAUUUUAACAUUAACAUUAAUAAAUCCCUAUCUUUUAGGAGGUCCAGACAAUUUUACUCCACCUAAUCCGCUGGUAACACCUGCCCAUAUUCAACCUGAAUGA
Condylostylus longicornis is the source of this 771-nucleotide messenger RNA. RefSeq names its product cytochrome b-like. NCBI's taxonomy places the organism in Eukaryota, Metazoa, Arthropoda, Insecta, Diptera, Dolichopodidae. Gene Ontology annotation, molecular function: electron transfer activity. Gene Ontology annotation, cellular component: membrane. Gene Ontology annotation, biological process: mitochondrial electron transport, ubiquinol to cytochrome c. The record is from RefSeq and is a predicted model, not a curated record.